AUGGACAAAUACAACCCUGCAGCUGUACAGAGCGGGCCUGCGCUGGAUGACGACCCGUCAUCCUCUCUCCGCGCCGGUGACAACGCGCUGCUGACAAAGUAUAGCGAGUGUCCACCAAGAGAAAUCGCCCAGGUAAUGAUACGCAUUGCGAUGAUCAAGGAAAUGGCCAUGGCGCCCAUAAGCACAUCAAGAGUCCAAAAUUCCAAGGCGAACAUGAAAGGACAAACGCAGCAAUACCGUCCGUUGGGAAGGCAGCCCUUGGUGGAAACGAUACACCUUCUGCGAGAUCUGUCUCCGCCAAAAAUAUGA
Molecule: messenger RNA, 309 nt
Organism: Aspergillus mulundensis
Lineage: Eukaryota; Fungi; Ascomycota; Eurotiomycetes; Eurotiales; Aspergillaceae
Exons: 1
Coding region: 1-309 (102 amino acids)
Source: RefSeq, a predicted model, not a curated record